UUGAAACGAAUCGUAGCCGAUUAGAAACACAAGUCUUCCACGAAUAUAUGAUCGGAAGCAGAGGUCCUCGAUACAAGAAACUCAAUACGCGGAACCAAAGGACGUCGCAAGUUCGGUUGGAAACCCUUGAUCCCGCCGCCGCCCAACUGUUGUGCUGUUUCCUUCUUUCCUCAUUAUGACGGAGCGGGAGGCAUCGACGGUCACAGGAUGCAAGGGGGAUAAGACCCCGGCCCUACUGCAGCUGGAACAGCUGCUGGCUCUUGGCCUCGAUCAGCGCACUGCGGAGACCGCUCUUGUCAACAGCAAGGUCACUGCCAAUCUUUCCGCCGUUAUAGCCGAGGCUGGUAUAACUUGGUGUGACAAGUCAGUAGGCAAUCUUUUGUAUGCAGUUGCCACCAAAUACCCAAGCAAUGCACUUGUCCAUCGUCCUAAUCUCAUCAACUAUAUUGUGUCCAUGAAGAUAAAGAACCCUGCACAGCUAGAUGCUGCUCUGUCAUUUCUUACUAAUGUUGGCCCUGAUUCUCUGGAUACUGGGAAGUUUGAAGAAGCCUGUGGUGUAGGUGUGAUUGUUUCGGUUGAAGAGAUUCAUUCAACUGUCGCGGAGGUUCUACAGGAAAAUAUGGGAGCUAUAUUGGUGCAGCGGUAUCACAUAAAUGUUGGUAGCCUAUGCGGACAGGUUAGGAAGAGACACCCCUGGGGUGAUGCUAAGGCGACAAAGGAGGAAAUCGAGAAGAGGCUUACAGAGAUACUAGGUCCAAAGACGGAAGUUGACAAUGUAAAACCAGUAAAAAAGAAGAAAGAAAAACCAGCGAAAGUUGAGGAGAAAAACGUUGCAGUAGCUAUUGCUGCCCCACCAUCAGAGGACCUGAAUCCAUACUCGGUAUUUCCUCUGCCGGCAGAAAACAACAAGGUUCAUACAGAAAUAUUCUUCAGCGAUGGAAACAUAUGGAAGGCGCAUAAUGCAAAAGAGAUUUUAGAGAAACAUGUUAUGGCAACUGGUGGAAAAGUGAUUACCCGUUUCCCUCCAGAACCUAAUGGAUAUCUUCAUAUCGGUCAUGCCAAGGCUAUGUUUAUUGAUUUUGGACUGGCUAAAGAGCGGAAUGGCAAUUGUUAUCUGAGGUUUGAUGACACAAACCCAGAAGCUGAAAAGAAGGAAUAUAUAGACCACAUCAAGGAGAUAGUCCAGUGGAUGGGUUGGGAGCCCUACAAAAUCACAUAUACAAGUGAUUAUUUUCAAGCUUUAUAUGAGCAUGCAGUUGAGUUAAUACGGAAAGGGUUAGCCUAUGUGGAUCACCAGACUGCAGAACAAAUCAAGGAAUGCAGGAGAAACAAGGUGGAUAGUCCAUGGAGGGAUAGACCUAUUGAAGAGUCGCUUCAAUUAUUCGAAGACAUGCGACGUGGGUUGUUUGCCGAGGGCGCAGCAACUCUCCGAAUGAAGCAGGACACGCAGAAUGAUAACAAAAACAUGUCUGACUUGAUUGCUUACCGAAUAAAAUUCACCCCUCAUCCACAUGCUGGUGACAAAUGGUGUAUCUAUCCAAGCUAUGAUUAUGCCCAUUGCAUGGUGGAUUCUUUUGAAAACAUUACUCACUCGCUCUGCACGCUUGAGUUUGACACACGUCGCCUGUCAUACUACUGGCUACUUGUUGCCUCAGGCUUGUACCAGCCAUAUGUUUGGGAGUAUUCAAGGCUGAACAUAUCAUAUACCGUUAUGUCUAAAAGAAAGUUGAAUCGGCUUGUGACAGAUAAGUGGGUAGAUGGUUGGGAUGAUCCGCGUUUGUUAACACUGGCAGGACUGCGGCGACGGGGAGUGACAGCAACUGCAAUCAAUUCAUUUAUCCGUGGAAUUGGGAUAACAAGAAGUGACAGUAGCUUGAUUCGUGUCGACCGUCUUGAAUAUCAUAUCAGAGAAGAACUUAAUAAAACAGCUUCUCGGGCCAUGGUUGUUAUGCAUCCUCUAAGGGUUGUAAUAACUAACUUAGAAGAUGGAAAAGUCAUAGAGCUUGAUGGAAAGAAGUGGCCUGAUGCUCCUGCUGAUGAAGCUUCGUCCUACUACAAGGUUCCUUUCUCAAGAACUGUCUACAUUGAACAAACUGAUUUUCGCCCUAAGGACUCGAAAGAUUACUAUGGGCUAGCUCCUGGUAAAUCUGUCCUGCUAAGGUAUGCAUUCCCUAUAAAAUGCACAGAGGUUAUUUAUGGUGAUACUCCAGAUGAUAUUGUUGAAAUUCGAGCUGAGUAUGACCCCUCAAAGACUUCUAAACCUAAGGGUGUUCUGCACUGGGUUUCCGAGCCAGCACCUGGAGUUGAGCCCUUGAAGGUCGAAAUAAGAUUGUUUGAGAAAUUAUUCUUAUCAGAGAAUCCUGCCGAAUUGAAAGAUUGGCUGGGUGACCUUAACCCGCACUCAAAAGAGGUUGUAAAGGGCGCAUAUGCUGUACCGUCGCUUGCAACCGCCGUUGUGGGUAAUAAGUUUCAGUUUGAGCGGCUCGGCUACUAUGCUGUGGACACCGACUCGAAGCCCGGGAAGCUCGUGUUUAACAGGACUGUUACUCUGCGUGACUCUUAUGGGAAAACUGGACCCAAGUGAUUGCUAGAUUAUUUAAGUUGAUUUUGCUUGGUUAGCUAAUGGGAGAAAACCGACAGAGCCUUCCUGGGCUUGUGAUGACUAUUAGUGUAUGUUUUUGUUUCAGUCAAUCAAAAUUUGAAUGGUCAGAUAUGUAUGCUCAGAUUACUUGUCCUCCACCUGGAGCUUUUCA
Messenger RNA from Triticum dicoccoides, 2753 nucleotides. RefSeq names its product glutamine--tRNA ligase-like. Gene Ontology annotation, cellular component: cytosol; cytoplasm. The record is from RefSeq and is a predicted model, not a curated record. Gene Ontology annotation, molecular function: ATP binding; glutamine-tRNA ligase activity. The coding region runs from base 176 to 2584 and encodes 802 amino acids. The transcript has 23 exons. Lineage: Eukaryota; Viridiplantae; Streptophyta; Magnoliopsida; Poales; Poaceae. Gene Ontology annotation, biological process: glutaminyl-tRNA aminoacylation; translation.